Messenger RNA from Cariama cristata (Red-legged seriema), 2727 nucleotides. Its product is annotated as aryl hydrocarbon receptor-like. Gene Ontology annotation, cellular component: nucleus; aryl hydrocarbon receptor complex. Gene Ontology annotation, biological process: regulation of transcription by RNA polymerase II. Lineage: Eukaryota; Metazoa; Chordata; Aves; Cariamiformes; Cariamidae. Gene Ontology annotation, molecular function: nuclear receptor activity; transcription cis-regulatory region binding; protein binding. The record is from RefSeq and is a predicted model, not a curated record.
UUUUGGUGUUGCAUUAAAAUCUUCUAACUCUACGAGACCAGAAAAAAAUGGCAUUCAAGAAAACUGUAGAACAGCAAAACAUGGAGAGGGCAUGCAGAUCCUGGAAGGAGAACUCUUACUGCAGGCAUUAAAUGGUUUUGUAUUAGUUGUUACGGCUGACGCUCUGGUUUUUUAUGUCUCUUCUACUAUACAAGACUACUUGGGGUUCCAACAAUCUGAUAUUAUACACCAGAGUGUAUUUGAAUUGAUUCACACAGAAGACAGACCUGAGUUUCAGCGACAGCUACAUUGGGCAUUAAGUCCUGCCCAGUCUGCAGAUUCUGGACCAAGUGUACAAGGAGAUAAUGGCUUUUCACAGCCAGCAACCUAUUAUAACCCAGACCAACUUCCUCCAGAGAAUUCUUCCUUUAUGGAAAGGAAUUUCAUCUGCAGGUUACGAUGCCUCCUGGAUAAUUCAUCUGGGUUCCUGGCUAUGAAUUUUCAAGGACGGUUAAAGUUUCUCCAUGGACAAAACAAGAAAGGGAAGGAUGGUGCUACUUUGUCUCCUCAGCUUGCUCUGUUUGCAGUAGCUACUCCCUUGCAGCCACCAUCUAUCCUUGAGAUACGAACCAAAAACUUCAUCUUCAGAACUAAACACAAACUGGAUUUCACGCCUACUGGCUGUGAUGCAAAAGGAAAGAUUGUCCUGGGAUACACUGAAGCAGAGCUGUGUAUGAGAGGAACAGGAUACCAGUUUGUUCAUGCAGCUGAUAUGCUUUAUUGUGCUGAAAAUCAUGUCCGAAUGAUGAAGACAGGUGAAAGUGGAAUGACUGUAUUUAGGCUUCUAACCAAAGAAAAUCGAUGGGCCUGGGUACAGGCAAAUGCACGUCUUGUCUACAAAAAUGGAAGACCAGAUUACAUCAUUGCUACACAAAGACCUCUUACAGAUGAAGAAGGGGCAGAACAUCUACGGAAGCGUAACAUGAAGCUGCCCUUCAUGUUUGCCACUGGUGAGGCUGUGUUAUGUUUCCCUAUGUCAAGCCUUAUGGAUCCUUCUCAGCUGAAGAAUAAAAGCACAACGGGAAAAGGAGCCAAAGCAACACUGCACAAUGAUUCUGUGGAUCCAAACUCCCUCCUAGGUGCCAUGUUAAGGCAAGAUGAGUCUGUGUAUCUCUGCCCUCCAGCAUCACAUAAACUUUCCUUUGAGCGGAGCUUCUUUGCAGACAGCAGGGAUGAACUGGGUGGUGGUGUUAGCAGCGGCUGGACAGAUAAUCUCCUACCUGCAGGGAAUCACAACAUUCUCAAACGGGAGGUAAUGGAGUGUCCCCAGGACAGUAGUAUUCCGCUUCCUGAAGACAGUGCAGCACUCUUUCAAGAUAACAAAACCAGUGAUUUGUACAGCAUCAUGAAAAAUCUAGGUAUUGACUUUGAAGAUCUAAAGUGUAAUGAGGAGUUUUUUAAAACUGAAUUAUCUGGUGUGGAUGACAUUGGGGACAUCGACAUAACUGAUGAAAUCCUGACUUAUGUUCAGGAUUCCUUAAGUAAGUCUGACUUCUUGUAUUCAGGCUGUAACCAGCAGCAGCCCCUGGUCCAGAAUGAAGGUUGCUUGGUACAGCAAGAGUUAGAUCCACAUCAGCUUCAUCAGCACCAGAAACAGCACGUGGAGCAGCAACAGCAGCAGCAGCAGCUCUGUCAAAAGAUGAAGCAUAUGCAAGUCAACGGGAUGUUCACAAAUUGGAGCUCUGGCACCAGCAUGUCUCUUAGCUGCUCGCAGCAGCAGCCCCAGCAAUAUGUGUUCCCUGGCACGCAUACCACUACAUCUGAGUUCUCUUACAAAUCAGAAGUAAAUGCUUCCCCUUAUGCGUGUAGGCAAGAGUUUAUUCCUUAUAAACAACCCACAGCAAUGAUGCCGCAGCUUUCUAAUUUUGCUCAAAUGGAUUUCCCUGUAGCAGGUUUUGACAAAUCGACCUAUUCUGCUUCUUCCAACUUGGAGGAUUUUCUGAGUUGUUUGCAGCAAGUCCCUGAAAAUCAUGAGUGUGGGCUAAACUCUGAGUCGGUUAUGCUAACUCCUCAAACAUGCUAUGCAGGCGCUGUUUCUAUGUACCAGUGCACGCAAGAAGCACAACCUAGCUGCAUGGAUCAAAUGCAAUAUGAUCCUAUGAUGGCAAGUCAACAAACGUUGUUGAACAAGUUCCAAAAUGGUUUCAAUGGAGGAAACGUAAAUGAAGCAUAUCCCUCUCAGUUAGAUGUGAUCAGUAAUGCACAGACUGCCACACAUCUUCAGCCUCUUCAUCAUCCGACAGAACCCAGAUCCUUCUCAGACUUGGCAUCUAGUGGAUUUAUGUGAUUCAGAUCUAGAGCUCCAUCUGUGAUUUUGUCUGGGUGUCAGGCUGCUCUGAGGAAAAGCUUGAUAAGUCUAUCUUUGAGUAUCAGACUUUAACAACUAAAUUACAUUUUGAGAAUAUGAGGUUGAUUGCACUAUAUACUGGUGGAUAUGUAAUCUGAGACCUGGCUUUUUAGAGUGACAGGUGGAAUUCAAACUUCUGACUAAAAGUACGCAUGUGCUGUUUUCCAUCAGAUUGACUGUGUCGUUGCGGUAUGGAUUACAUAUGUACUACAGACUGUGUCAUGCUAUACAACAUAAGAUAAGGCAAAUGGUUUUGUUGUUUAGAAAAUAAUUGGGCACUUUACAAAUUGCAUCAAUGGCACAAGGAAGAUGAUUUCACAUGUGAAUUAUUUCCAGACUUU